Molecule: messenger RNA, 5304 nt
Organism: Rosa rugosa (rugosa rose)
Lineage: Eukaryota; Viridiplantae; Streptophyta; Magnoliopsida; Rosales; Rosaceae
Exons: 2
Coding region: 3926-5035 (369 amino acids)
Source: RefSeq, a predicted model, not a curated record
UAAGGGCAGCUUGAUUAAAAGUUGAAAAAGCUCUAAUGCCUAAUCCCCUAUAUCUUUAGGAGUACAGAUACAGCUCCAAGCAAUAGGGUUUUGAGUAAGAUUGCCCCAAAAAAAUUUCCUACAUUCAGAGUCCAUAGCCUGAAUAAUAUCUGAAGAACAUUUAAAGCAAGAAAGGACAUGGUUUGGCAUACCUGAAAGAUGUCAGGAGAAUCAGCUUGCCACCUCUGGAUAAAGAGGUGGCUUCCAACCUGCUAACUUCUUUUACAUUUUAAGGACCAAGUCUUAAAAUUAUUAUCUUUCCAAAAAUUAUUAAUUCUAAGAUAGCGGCCGAUCGUAGUUUAAUGUUGAAUUGCUAAAAUAUGACUAAUAUGGUUCCUAAGAGUAGUAGGAAUGUUAUGAGAAAAAUAUAGGGGAAAUGAUCAUUUACCCAAUUUCAGCUUAAAAAUUGCCCACUUCCUCCACUAACAGUUUUUUAACCCCAUUUACCCAAAACACUCUAAGGGAUUAUUUCCCUAAUACCCAAUUAAUUCUUUUUUUUAUUCUUUUUACUUAUUUUUGGGACUUUUUUUGCCCCCUCCUUCUUUCUCACUUAGAGAGAGAAGUCAUUCUCCACCUUGCUGUGCUCCGGUGACCAGUGGCCGGCUGCGGUCUCCGGCGACCGGUGAUCGGAAUCCGGCUACCGGACUGGAGACCGGAUUCCGGCAUCUGAAUUUAUUGCCCCCUAAUAAUACCCAGUAACCAUAUUAUUGCCCCUCAGUAAUCAUAUUAUUGCCCCCAAUACUCAUAUUAUUGCCUCCUAAUAAUCAUAUUAGGAACAUUCAAACCAGACCUUCUUCUUUUAUCAUAUCUCAGAUUCCAAACACCAGCGACUUCCCUGACGUUACGCUUUUAUAUUAUAAUAUUAUAGAAUAACAAUGAGUAUUUUAUUAGCCGGAGUUGCUAUAGCUGUCAGCCUGGGAUGGAUUUCUCACUCAAGAAAUCCUUCAAAUCUCUUAGCUCCAGUAAACACAUCUCUGCCGAAGCAGACCACAGCAGCCACGAGAAGCUCCCCAUUCUACUGGAUCACCACAACGAACAAUAUGCAAUAAGCGCCGUUGAUUCCUCCGACCGCCGCGAGGUCUUCGUCAAGAUCGACGAGGGCGGCGCUUCCUCCACCACUACAGAAGCCGACCCCACGAAACUCGGCGCCGGGAUUUUCCGGGAGUCCAGUAUCGAUUUCUGGAAGGACGACGGGAGCAAUGUUUGCUCCGGCGGGGAAUUUGAGUUUGGUCGGAAGAAGAAGACGGCGGCGAAGAUUGAGGAGGAGGAUUCGCCGUCGAAGCUGAUAGGGAGGUUCCUGCACAAGUAGAGAGCGUCCGGCAACUCGUCGUUGGACAUGGACGAGCUACGGCCGCGGGAUUUGCCGCCGCUGGUGGAGUCUCUGAGGAACUCACGCACGUCUAGGUAGAUCAAGGUGUCGGCGGUGAGGAGACGACGGUGGUCUGGGUGAGGAGACGGUGGUCUGGUGAGGAGACGGCAGAUGUGUGUGAGAGACGACGGCGGAUGUGUGUGUGAGAGAGAGAGAUGAGUGUAAAUUAAUAAUUAAAAUAAGGUCAAAACUGUCAAUAGAUGUUAGAUUGGAUAAAUGAGGUUAAAAAACUCUUAGUGGAGUAAGUGGACAAUUUGUAGUCUAAAAUCGGGUAAGUGGUCACGGCUCAAAAAAUAUAAGGGCUAAAUACUGAUUACUACCCUGUAGUUUGAGUUCAAAAUCAAUUUAGUCCUUAAACUUCUAAUUUCAUCAAAAAUACCCCUGCACUUUCAAUUUUAAUCUAAUAGGUCAAAUCUGUUAGUUUUCCAUUAAUUGAGUCCGUUAACUUGCUGACGUGGCUCAUAUGAGGCCUAUGUUUUAUGAUGUGGUGUUGAGGUGGUAUGCAUAGUCAGUUUAGGAGUGGGUCUCAGUAUUAGAAAUCUAUCAAAUAAAAUGUUUUUAAACAAAUACCUCAACUUUAACUGGAACCCAUAACAGAAAAUUAACGAAUUGGACCUAUUAGAUUAAAAUUGAAAGUACAAAGGUGUUUUUGAUGAAAAUAGAAGUCCAGGGACUGAAUUGAUUUUCUACCCAAACUACAGGGUAGUAACCAGUAUUUAGCCCAAAAUAUAAAGUAGAUUUGAUAAUUGAUCUGCUGUCCAGUUGCUCUACUGAAAAGAUUUAAGGCCUGGAGAACAUUUCCGGCAGCUGUAGCAGUAGCUCUAGUAAAGAUCAGACAAUCAUAUUUUUUUUUGAAAGGAAGAUCAGACAAUCAUCAGCAAAGAAGAGAUUGGAAAUUUUGAUACCAUUAGAAGAACUUAAUAAGCCCACAUGAUUUUGAAUUAAAGCUUCCAUACAAAGAAUAAAUAUAUAAGGGGAAAGAGGAUCACCUUGUCUGACACCCCUCCUAGGGGAAAAAAUAAUAUGAGGAGAGCCCAUUCAAAAGAAUAGAGAAGCUGACAGAAGUUAUACAAUUCAUGAUCAGAUCAAUCCAAUGCUUGUGAAAACCAAAUUUAGCUAGACAAUGAGCAAUGUAAUCCCAAUGCAAAAAAUCAUAGGCUUUUUCCGCAUCUAAUUUGAUAUUCAAAGCACCUUUCUUAUUUUUGGUUUUAUUAAAAGAAGAGAAAAGCUCAUGAGCAAUAAGAAUGUUAUCAAGAAUAGAUCUCCCAGGGGCAAAAGCACCUUGAUUAUGUGAAAUACAUUUGAAAAGAAGAGGUCUUAGUCUAUUAACAAUUAUUUUGGAGAUGAUUUUGUAACUUACAUUACGAAGACUAAUUGGACGAAAAUGAUUCACAAGUUUAGUUCAUCAAUCUUAGGAAUUAAAACAAUAUUAGUUUGAUUGGUAAGAUGAAGAUGGGUAUUAUGAAGAAAGAAGUCCUGAAUAAAAGGGAUAACCUGAUUUUUGAUGUUUUGCCGGUAGGUAUGGUAGAAAAUUGCAUGAGGACUAUGUUAAAAAAUGCUUCUAGAGGAAUCUACUAUAAAUUGUAUACAAAUAUAAAGAAUCAGUGAGUAUGAAGGUGUCUACAUAGUGGUUAUGAAAUUGGUGUCUAGUAUGCUUAUACAAUACAAAAGUUCAGAGUUAAGCUAAAAAGCAACAUCCUUUGGCCUAAUUAGAAGCCAAAGUCUGUGCAAGUGAAAUUUUCUAUUUAAUUUGAAUUUGUUCAAGUAAAUCUCUAUUUUGUGUAUGACCCAAACUCUAGGUUACUUGAUCUAGUGGUAAUAGAGUUUAAUCAGAUAAUCUCGGAGAAUUUUAGAGAUUCCUAUUCAAUGUAUAAUUACCUUUCCUUGUAUGAUUCAGAUUCUAUGCCUUGUAAUCCUCUAUAUAAAGAGGCCCCUAUUAUCAAUGAGAAUAUACAUCGAUUUUCUCUGAAUUCCUGUUUCUCUAAAACACGUUAUUAGCACGAAGCCCUAACCCUGAAACCCUAAUUUCAUAGCCCUUAAAUCCAAGAAUCCACUGCCUUACAUAUCAAAGCCCCAACCUCAAGGAGCCUAGAACCGGCGGCGAAACCACCAGAACCGGCCGGAAUCCGCCUGAACCGGCCGUCAGAAAAAUCAGACCGGCCCUUGCCUUAUGCCUAGCCCCUGCACAUCUGCCGAGAAGCUGUCGAGCCCCUGCCGACAGCCUUGCACGCAUCUGCCGAGACCUGCGCACCCAUGUGCCUGGCCCUGUUGACAUCUGCCGAGAGCCCUGCCUAGCCCCUGCCGAGACCCCUAUGCAGCCCCGCCGAGACCUGUCGACACCUGCCUAGCCCCUGCCGACAGAUUGCCUGCCAGCUCCGCACAGCCUCCGCACAGCCCCUGCGCAGCUCCUGCAGCAACCCAGCCUAGCUCCGGCCACUUUUCUGGCGACCUCUGGCAACAGUUUUCCGGCCAUCCUCAACAACUUUUCCAGUCAAGAUUUCCAGUAACUUUUCAAGGAUGAGUAACCUGAACAAGUUGAGCUUCGCUCCACUAGAGACAACAGGCGCAGGAUACCAUAAGUGGGUCCGUAAUGUGCGCCAGCAUCUUAAGGCUGAUGGGAUCCUGAGUAGGAUCCAAGUGCCAAGUCAGGACGUGCUUACUCCUCAACAAGCUGCUGCUUUUGAAGAAAAUAGAGCUACGAGAGAGGCGAAUGAAGCUAAAGCCAUCAUUCUCAUGACAAGGCACAUGAAUGACGCGCUCUCGAGUGAGUACCUCAAUGAGGAAGACCCAAGAAAACUAUGGGUAGAACUCGAGCAGCGUUUUGGCAACGUUCGUGACUCCCUGCUUCCAGACUUAGAAGUGAGAUGGCAUAGCCUCUGCUUUUGUGAUUUCAAGUCUGUACUUGACUACAAUUUGGAAGCACUUCGUAUCAAGUCUUUGAUGGAAUUUUGUGGACAGAAAAUCACUGAUACGAUGUUGAUCGAGAAGACUCUCUCUACCUUCCCCGUCUCUGCAUUGAUGGUAGCCAAGAACUAUCAGAUUGAUGUCAAUGCUGGACGCAUCACAAGAUUUCAUGAGCUUAUUGGUGCCAUGAACGUGGUUGAAAAGCACGACAACAUACUUGUGAAGAACUAUAACUCUAGACCCGUGGGAGCCAAGUCAAUUCCGAAGUCCAAUUAUAGUCGCGCCUCUAAAGGGGGGCGCAAGGAGCGAAACCCCAAGGAAAGGGAUAAUUCUGGACGUUCUGGUCCAUAUUCUCACCCUAAAGAGGAAGGAAACCGCCAAGAUAGGCGUGCACGGAACUGUGGAGGUAAACAUGUGAAAAGAGAGAGAGGCCAAGCCUCCGGCUAUGGUGGUGUCGCCACCAAAGAGAGAAACCAUCCCCAAAGCGCUCCAAAAGCGUCUCGAUCAAGGGAACCUGACCAUAAAGAUGCUUGUCUUAGGUGUGGACUACCCAGAAAUUGGGCAAGGGCGUGUAAAGCAUCCCAGAAUGUUACAAACACGUACAAGAUGUAUCGUGAAGCAAGGGAGGAACAUUACAUGGAACAAGAAGAUCAAGAUGGUGAUCUCGAUCUAAGGGUGGAAGAGUUCAAGGGUCAAGAUUCAGAAACUGGUGAUUUUGAUUAAGUUUUUAUUUUCCAAGAGAUGUAGGAAAUUGCCAUAUUAUUUUUGUAGUAAAUGCCAAUUGUUUAGUUUUUCUUCAAAGUAGGCUCACCCAAAGUAAGUGUGAUGUCUAGGAAGGUUUUGAGAUAAGUGGUACUUAAGCGAGCUUUGCUCCACCGACAUCUCUCUACUCACCUGGUCAUAUUUGCUUUGAGCUACCGAAAGAAGUUGGACGACUACCAUUGUUUUGCAUUAGCUAAUUUUUGGAUUAAAUUCUCUCGAGUGAAAGAGAC